Molecule: messenger RNA, 1218 nt
Organism: Musca vetustissima
Lineage: Eukaryota; Metazoa; Arthropoda; Insecta; Diptera; Muscidae
Gene: Or10a
Product: odorant receptor 10a
Exons: 5
Coding region: 4-1218 (404 amino acids)
Biological process (GO): detection of chemical stimulus involved in sensory perception of smell; sensory perception of smell
Cellular component (GO): plasma membrane
Molecular function (GO): olfactory receptor activity; odorant binding
Source: RefSeq, a predicted model, not a curated record
GAAAUGUUCUUGCGUUUUCUAUCGCGCAACAAUCCUUUGGAGGAAUAUUAUUUUUAUGUUCCGAAAAUUUGCCUACAAUUAAUGGGAUUUUGGCCGGGAUCAACGGCCUCAAAACGUAUACGUUUCUGGGCCAUAUUUAAUUUUUUCAUACUCCUAAUUGGUGUGGUAACCGAACUUCAUGCUGGUUUUUCGUAUCUAAGUUAUAAUUUGGAGAAGGGUCUGGAUACUCUCUGUCCAGCGGGUACCUCAACUGUUACUGUACUCAAAAUGAUCUUGAUAUCAUAUUAUCGUCAAGAUUUGGAAUUGGUGUUGAAGAAAAUGCAUCGCAUGCUCUAUGGGUGUCAGGAGAAAGAUGAACAACAUCGUGUGAUUUAUAAUGGUAUCAUUCGGAAAUCUUCGGUUAUGGCAACCCGUGUCAAUUUUGCUCCAUUUUUGGCGGGAUUUAUAACCUGUACAGCGUACAAUUUGAAGCCAUUAAUUUUGGUGUGGAUUUUCUGGUCCAAGGGAAAGGAGUUGAUGUGGCUAACACCUUUCAAUAUGACCAUGCCCAAAUUUCUGCUGGAAGGUCCACUCUAUCCCUUGGCCUAUAUUUUCACAGCCUAUACCGGAUAUGUGACCAUCUUUACUUUUGGUGGUUCCGAUGCCCUAUACUUUGAAUAUUGUACCCAUAUUGCUACGCUAUUGAAAAUGUUACAAGCCGAUGUGAAAUUAUUGUUUCGGAAAUAUGAAGAGAAAUUAACUCUAACCCCUUCGGAAGCAGCCUAUGUAGAGGAACAGCUGAUUUUAAUUAUAAAACGUCAUAAUGUCAUUAUCGAAAUGACCCACUUCUUUCGGAAACGUUAUAGCAUUAUAACGCUGGCCCAUUUCGUAUCGGCUAGUAUGGUAAUUGGGGCGAGUAUUUUUGAAAUGUUGACGUAUACCGGUUUUGGUCGCUUCAUUUAUUUGGGUUACACUGUGGCAGCCCUGUCUCAGUUGGCGGUCUAUUGUUAUGGCGGAACUUUGGUGGCUGAAAAUAGCAUUUAUUUAGCCACCGUGGUUUUCAAAUGCAAUUGGUAUAUUUGCAAUCCGAAAUUGCGUCGCAUAAUCCUGAUGAUUAUUAUCCGUUCACAGAAACCGCUGAGUAUGUCGGUGCCAUUCUUUUCACCCUCCAUGAGUACCUUUGCAUCGAUUCUACAAACAUCGGGUUCGAUUAUAGCUCUGGCAUCCUCAUUUCAGUAA